AUGCCGCCCACCAGCUCAACACCGUCGAUACGAAUAUAUGAUUCCGGCCCAUUGCACCUCCACCCGCUCGCACAUCACCACCGCUCUUCCCUGCCCUCCUACUCGACCUCCUCCGCCGCCAUGGCCAUCCCUCGUGCUCGCGAAGAGGUGCCUCCACCCUUGCCUCCUCCCCGUUACAUCGAUGACCUCAAUGAAGGCCAAGAUCCUGGUUGGAAAUGGGGCAACAGGAACAACAGCUCCAUUGGCGGAUCGGCUAGCGUCAAGGAUGGCUCUAGCCUCCGGGGUGGUGCUUCCGUGGGGAUAACUGCACACAGAGCGCGAGAGCUUUCCAUCUCACGGUCACCCGACGACAUGGGCUCUCCAGAGAGUGAAGAUGACUACAAGAAUCCUGCCAAUGGCAGCGGCAACGAUGCCGGGAAGCAUCGGCCAUCCCUCGCAGAUCACAGGUACGUUCUCGCACAUCUUGGCCAGAAAGCUCUACAGAGCUCGUCGCAAGCCUAUGAUAAACAACUCCUCUCCAAGAUCGGCGGACCCAACACACCGAACACGCCUACCCGUACUACGGCGCCUCCUCUGCUCUCGGUCAGCGCGCAAGAGGCAGGCACUACUCCCUUCAGUAAGCUCAAUGGCCAACUGAAGCCUCUGUCAGUCCCCGACCGAUUGAACCCCUCACUCGAUUCGCCCAUAUCCACCUCAAGAUGGCCGCCUUCGGGCGCAAUUUCUCCCGCAUUCUCGGGAUUUCGAAGUCCCGUAUACGAGCCCAAUUCGGCCGUGGAGCCCCAGCAGCGCAGAUACGGGAGUGUGUCAACUCCAGGGACCUUGGACGAGAUCAGCGUGUCCUCUACCCAUCCUCGCGGUAGCUACGAUCAUAGCAUCUUCUCAGAUCCCGAUUUCCACAUGGAAGAGAGCGCCAUGCGCGACCUCAAUAUCAAUGAUCGGACCGGUUCGGAGGAGUAUCAGGGCUGUAAGGUGGGCUCGAAACGACGUGCUUCGUCGCCGCCCUCGGAGGCUGCGCGUGAAGAUCGCCCGAUAGCAGGUGGCAACCCUGAAUCCAGCCUGUACCACCGCCGCUCGGCUCAAAUGCUCGUCAGCCGCAAUUCCCCCGUGUCACGCUUCCCGGCAAACCAGGGGUCGCACUCAACAGCCUCGUCCUUGAGCCAACGCACAGCAUCAUUUCCGUCAUCGUCAUAUGGCAUCUCACAAGCCAGCAGUCUGACCAGCUACAGCGGUGAUCAACGACUAUCCCCAAGCGCAUUAUCCCCCUCAGCGGAAGCGGACCUGGUCCCUGUCUCACCUUAUGCAGCUAAUAGGUCACUAAACCCUAGCCCGCGCGCUUCCCUUUCCAGACCGCACCACCACCGUGGGCUCUCAGAGCAUGAGCAUUCGCAGAGUCGCAAAAUGUCUACAGACAGUAUUCUCCAGUCACGAAACAAUUCAGUCUCUGGCCGACUUCCGGGUGCAUUCAUUUGCGAGUGCUGUCCUAAAAAACCGAAGAAAUUCGACAGUGAGGACGAAUUACGCAUGCACGAACUAGAGAAGCAAUAUACGUGCGCCUAUUGUCCUAAUCGGUUUAAAAAUAAAAACGAGGCAGAGCGCCAUCAAAACUCGCUCCAUCUGCGGCGUCACUCGUGGUCAUGUGCUGCAUUGGCUGGUGUUCAAGCUGCUUUUCACUCGGCGCCAUCACAUGUGGCUACUGCCGAUGUGUGCGGGUACUGUGGAGAAGAGUUCCCAAAUCCUCCGAAUUGGGAGGCCAGGUCUGAACACCUGAACCAUGUCCACAAAUUCGGAGAGUGCAAUGCUGCAAAGAAAUUCUACAGACCGGAUCAUUUUAGACAACAUUUGAAGCAUAGCCAUGGCGGUGUUAGCGGAAAAUGGACAAACAUGCUCGAGAAUGCAUGCAUGAAGGACGAACAGCCCCCAUCAAAAGAUCGUGUGGGUUCGAUCGGGUCCAUCACGGGAUCUUCAGUACCGAGCCCACUAAAACCAGAUGUUAUUAACGAAGUACACGACGAAUCAUGA
Molecule: messenger RNA, 2019 nt
Organism: Aaosphaeria arxii CBS 175.79
Lineage: Eukaryota; Fungi; Ascomycota; Dothideomycetes; Pleosporales
Exons: 4
Coding region: 1-2019 (672 amino acids)
Source: RefSeq, a predicted model, not a curated record